GGCUUUUCCUUUCUUUGCAACAUUCGGUAACCGACUAUCACGAAACAAACAAGGUUUCCAAGUACAAACAAGCUUUCUCCUUUGGCAGAAAUUAAUCGUUACUUAUCUCAAUAGAGCAAUCCACAUCGUCGACAUGAUUUCCAUUCGUCUUACUCUCGUUCUUGCUGUUAUCAUGGUAGUUCUCGCUCUCAGCGUAGAUGCCCACAAGACCAAUCCACCUUUCAACGGUAGUAUAUUUGGUAAACGAUCCAACACUAUAACUGACUACGCACUUACCAACCGCGCUCUGUCAGCAAUUUGCGAGGUUGCUAGCGAAACGUGCUCUGCUUGGAUGUCACGCCAAGAAUCCAACUUAUCUGAAGAUAAAUAACCGACUGAGUGAUCUAUGGAUUACUAACUAAUUAAUCGACCCAUAAAAUGUAAUCAACAUAGCUUCUGUAAAGAUAUCUGUAUCAUCCGCUUAGAAGUUUGUCACAUUGUAUCUUUUGUCUUUUCUCGUGUGCAUUAUGUUAUAUCUCUGAUCGUACUUUUGUAUUUAAAAGCUUCUACAAUUUAGU
Pseudomyrmex gracilis is the source of this 557-nucleotide messenger RNA. It is a transcript of the gene SIFa, whose product is annotated as SIFamide-related peptide. The record is from RefSeq and is a predicted model, not a curated record. Bases 134 to 370 code for a protein of 78 amino acids. The transcript has 3 exons. Lineage: Eukaryota; Metazoa; Arthropoda; Insecta; Hymenoptera; Formicidae.